This is a messenger RNA of Bacidia gigantensis, 2409 nucleotides long. RefSeq lists its product as uncharacterized. Bases 1 to 2409 code for a protein of 802 amino acids. The record is from RefSeq and is a predicted model, not a curated record. The transcript is spliced from 2 exons. NCBI's taxonomy places the organism in Eukaryota, Fungi, Ascomycota, Lecanoromycetes, Lecanorales, Ramalinaceae.
AUGAAUUACCUGACCUCACUUGCAGACGUCUCCAUAUCGGAUUCUGUUGAUAAAUGCGUUCGGGCUUUUAAGGAUAUCAUCUCCCUCAGUCAGACCUCAGAUGGUUCAUUCAUCGAAGAGGUGGAUAUUUCAUUGCUGGAAGAUUAUUAUGGCAGAUUCAGAGUAUGGGCUGGGAAUAUUGGGGCACACCAGACUGGCAAAUCAUCACUCGAAUACCGCUUACGUGACGACUCGGAGGUCAGAGAGCAGGUCAUUAAAAUCCUCCAGUCAUUAUUAUCGACCCUGAACACUGCUCGCGAGACUAUUUUGUCCCCAGAACCGGAAGAGCGCGUAGAACAAGUGACGUUUGCCGACGACGAUGAGCCCCAGUUGCGGCGCAUGUUAGGUUUCGCCCUUGAUUCUAUACAUUGCCUAUAUCGGAUGACAAUGCUGAUUCGGAAACCAGCACAAAGUGACUUCAGAAGAGGCAAUUACGCAUCAGAGAUGAAGGCUUUCUAUUCCUUUGAUCUAGAUAAUUUCAGGAACAAAUAUCCACGUGCAGAUGACGGUCUGCUUGAGCGCCUGGCCUCGGCUUCAUGUCGGCGACGAGGCUAUCUGCAUUAUCGCUCCCGUCAUCAUGCCAAGUUGAGCCGCAAUUUGGAGGAUGAUCAUAAACAUUGGCCAGAUGCUCUCUCAUCAACCAUCCCAACGACCGUCCAUAGAAGCGCUCAUAUAGAUGAUGAUGAGGACGAGAUAAAAUCGAUGUCUGCAAUGUCUGAGACUUCAUUCGCGACCACUAUGCUCAGUGAAAGCCACAGUAUCAUGCCUAGGCGCCCAAAACAGGCAUUAGAUGGGCCUUUCGAGUGCCCUUACUGCUAUUGCGUCGUGACAACCGCGACGAUGCAUUCCUGGAUAAAACACAUCUUCGACGACUUAAGACCUUACGUCUGUACUGCCCUCGCUUGUUCGACCCCUGGCAUCACGUACAAUAGAAAACACCAAUGGCAACAUCAUAUGCAAUCGGAACACAGGUCGUCUCAGAAUCCGCAUCAUCAAAGGGGAAUGGCAUGUCCUUUAUGCCAAGAAUCCCAGUGGGAUGGGCUAGAUUGGUUUAGGCAUGUGGCCAAACAUUUGCAAGAAAUCGCCCUGUUUGUACUACGGGACGGCUCUGAAACAAGCGAUGAGAGUGAGCAAUCCACAGGAAUUGUAGAAGAGAAAGAGGAGGGAGACUCUUCAAGUGAGGAUGGACGCAUGAUUAAGACAAGAACAAGUCAAAAAUCUUCACUUCCGAAUCAAUAUGAUGAAGAAGUAUUUGACCGACCCCCAAAACGCCUGCCUACGCCGAAGCUCUCCCCUCUUUGGAUGGACGAAGAGCAUCAUGCGUUUAUUCUUCUUAUUCGAGAGCAUGGUACGGAUUGGAAGACUAUUGCCAAACUCCUUCCCAGGAAAGACGAAAACCUCCUUCGCAACUUUUACCGGCAGGAGGCGAGGAAAGGACAUUACGGCGAGACUUUGAUGAGAAUAGCUCAAGCGGCCGACGGAGCUAAUGGUCGUGCCACUGAGGUUGUGCCUGAAACGUCAGAUCCUUUUUUGAUGUGUCAGGUGCCUGGCUGCGAUCGUCGAUACAGAGACGGUCUGAAGAUGAUGGCGCAUGCUUUCUCAGAACACAGCUCACAUCGUCAAGCUGACUUGUGGAACCUCAACGAAGAGACAGGGCAUUUAAUGUAUAAUGGCGUUGAGACAAAUCGCUUCAAAUCUCACGCAUCUUCGGAUAAGGUCCCAAGUCAUGGUCAGCUCAAUAUAAAUGCAGGCACUUCUUCGGAAAACGCCAAAGUAUCUACGGAUGCUUUUGAGCAAAAGCCACCGCAAAGUGGUUCUUCGGAAUCUCCCACGUUCCCACAUGCGACGCCAGAGGACCGUCUCGGGAUAGCCUUGGAGCCUGCUGAUUCUUCUAGAGAGCAAGAGAGUACCGCUGCCCCGUCAGCGCUUCGCCAGAUCUCGUUGGGUAUCUUAUCUGCUCUAGAGACCCUGUCUGUGCUAGACAGUGAUGGUCAAACCAAUCUACCAUUGCAAGAAGAUCGUGAGAGUUCUUUGCCAGAUAAGGCCUUCUAUUCUUCUUCUGCACCGCCUUCACAACCACCACCUCCACCACCGCCGCCCCCUACUCAUCCACCACCCUUGCCCCCACGAGUUCCAAUCGACCCCUACGAGGAAUCCCUUUGGCUUCACCGCUUAACGCGAGUCAAACGAGAGGAGGUCAACCGCGAAGCGCUAGAUCAAGCAGGGAUCGAAUAUGAGGAUUUUCCUGACUACUGGAAUGUACUACACCCCCUCAACGAACAAGAGAUCGUCCGGCUGAGAGAGAGGACUCGAGAUAUCAGGUGGGCCGAAAAGCGCGAGCUCGACGAGAUGACUGAAGACGAGGAGUGA